This is a messenger RNA of Cyprinus carpio (common carp), 6648 nucleotides long. RefSeq names its product protein TASOR-like. The transcript has 24 exons. Gene Ontology annotation, molecular function: chromatin binding. The coding region runs from base 153 to 5747 and encodes 1864 amino acids. Gene Ontology annotation, cellular component: heterochromatin; nucleoplasm. Gene Ontology annotation, biological process: negative regulation of gene expression, epigenetic; protein localization to heterochromatin. Lineage: Eukaryota; Metazoa; Chordata; Actinopteri; Cypriniformes; Cyprinidae. The record is from RefSeq and is a predicted model, not a curated record.
GUAAACAGAGUGACGCCAGAGUUUUGCAGUGGUGGGGAAAGCAUACGUCACAAGCAUAAUGGCGGAGGCUGGUUGAGAAGGAGAAUUACUCCGUGAAGCGGCACUGAAACCAACUUCAUCGCCAGCUGACGAGGUGACCGCUGGUCCGAAAAAUGGCUAGCAAUUUAAGCCAGGAGAGAAAAAUCGACAAGGAGAGCAGCAAGGCCGGCGGCCUAACCUUGGAGGAUGGCGAUAGCAAGAAACAAUUGUUGUCAGCCUCUAGCACGGCCACAUCCAAGCAAAAUGGCGAUCAAGCUGGAUGUGAAGACGAGCAAAUGUCUGAACAAGAUGCUUCUGAGCGACGGAAGGCAGGGCUGUCGGACCUAAAAAACUGCGGCGGCUCGCCCUCGACACUACCACGACCGGCCGAAGAGCUGCCAAAGAGGAAUUUUCAGAUUCCGAGGAAAAUCAAGGAGCGGAAAGGUCUCCUUCAACACUUGUCUCCAGAAUCCAGAGAGUUUGAGGAACUUGUGAAGCUUCUGUCCACGUUCUACUUGGACGCCACCUCCCGUGGGACUUUCACCUACACUAAAGCGUCUCUUAUUCACAACGAGCUCUUGGAGAAAGAGUUCAUUGAGAAGAAAAGGGAGCUGAAGCAGAAUGGCAGGACAGAGGCAGAACUCGCAGAAUCCUAUGCUUUUCUGCUGCCUGAAAGGAAUAAGGUUCAGUGGAUCUGCGAAAAGGGUCUUUCUGUGGGACAUUCGCGGAUCAACAAUCUGGGAAGCCCUGUCAAAGGGGUUUACCUAUCAAAAUACUCAGAUUUGUUACAAAUGAAUCCAUUUGAAGUGGGUGCUGCUGGAGACAUAAUAAUAUUUAAAACCAUGAAGGGUAAAGUGAAGACAAUAUUUGACAACAUGCCUAAAAACAAUCUUGAGCCGACCCUUAAAUAUGACAGCCAUGUCUUCAAAAAUGCCAGCAAAGUGACCUCAUUAUUAUCCUAUAGGGCCUUUGAGCACACUCAGCAAUACUUCUAUGAAUUUGCAUUUGAGGAGCUAAGGUCAAGACCCAGGCAUGUGUUUCCAUACGCAGUUGUGUCUUUUCAGUACAAAGGCAAAGAGUCAGCCACAGCCACACACAGAUUAAACAGCACGUUAUUUGAAGGGCAAAGAGUUCGGCGAAGAUAUACGGUUUGGAGUGGCUCGCUGGUGAAUAAGGGAGAAGAGGUCCAUCAAGUUUACAUCCGGUCUUCAAGUCUCCCUCACCUUCCACUUAAACUCCCAGACAAGCUUGACAUUAAUACGGCUAUGCAUCUCGAUCAAGUGAAGAGAAAGAUCCCGCCCAUUCUGCUGUCAUGGGAAGCGUACAGUGGAUCACGAGAGGCAUUUAAGUGUGGGAUGUACUGCAGCCUGUAUGAGGUCAUUGGGAGGAGUAAACAGGAAAGCAGUCUGUCGGGACUUUUGCACAGGCUUGAGAGAGAAAGAAUGGUUUUGGUGAAGCCACUGAUAGACAAAGGAUUUCUCUUCCUCCUUUCGUCUUCUCAGUUGCACACUACCACCGAGCGGCGAGGAAGAAAUGACAGGGUUUUACUGGCGCUUUUUGUAUUUCAAGAGCAAAGAAUCACCUCGAAGUUGAUUUUGAAGAACUCUGGAGUAGAUGAGGACCCUCUUGUUCCAUUAGAGCCUAAAGACCCAAUCAGCCAUCAGUUAGAUAAUUUUAUACCCGCCCUGCAUCAUGGCUUCUACAAGCUGCGUGCCAAUCCACCCAAAGAGCUCGCGGCGGGACUGAAACAUCAGGUGCUCGACUACCUCAACCAGAAGGAGCAAGGUGUCAUACGGCCUUUCCACAUAGUAGAGUACCGGCAAAGUUUGGAUGACCGGACUAACCAACACCUGGCACCUCGUCCUAAGAAUAUGGAUGUGGCACUGAACUCUUACAUAUAUGGUCCAGGACAGUUCCAGCUGCCCAUGGAAGCGCUGCAGCAGGGUCUGAUGGACAGCCAACAGGGGGCAGCGUCUCCCCCAGCAGGCGCAGAAGAGUACAGUCCUGUCUCAGACUGGGGAGGGUCGGAUAGACAGGCGCCGGGUAGCAGCACGAUUGGGGUUUCUCAGUCUAACGGCGGCGCUCAGAGGCCACAGGGAGAGUAUGACAAAGAAAAGAUGGAAAAAUUGCUGAAGCUGAUACAGUUACAUAAGCGGACUUUGGGCAAGGAGGAGGGGCCUGAAAGAGAAGAGGACUGGGACCCUGCUGGCCUGAAGAGAAGGCUGGAGAGGGACGGUCCUGGUGGUGUGAGCAAGUAUAUGAAUACUGAUCUUUUAUUUAGUGCUGUAAGUAAAGGUGAAAAGCAUAGGAAAGACAUGAUCUGUUUUCCCUUUCUCUUAGUGGUGAUGGACAGCAUGGGGGUGUGUGACACGGACCUGCGGGAGCGCGUCACUGAGAGUCCCACCCUCCGGGACACACAUGCCUUGCUUAAACUCUUCCUCAGCACGCUUAACAGGAUGGCCCAAAACUCUAACACUGCCAGCAGCCAGCCUGUGAUACUCCCCAAAAGCGCAGAGAGACACGAGCCCAGUGACUCAGCCGCCCACUGUGAUCUUGACCUGCGUGGCAGGCGUGCUGAAGAGGAGCAGGUUAACCAGGAUUACUUGGAGGAGCAGAUGACCUGCAGCAGGACCAGUAUGGAUGUGUAUAGUCCCUCGUCCACUCUGGAGCAGCAGCCCUCCCGUCAAGCAGAAACCCCAACUCAGAGCCAUCUCUGGAAAACAUCCACCAGAGCUUUAGAGGGUGUUGAUGAACCUUGUUUGAGUGGAGGGGAGAAGCAGGUAUACUCUACACAGAAAGUAGUAGACACUAUCCUCGACAGUGAGUUCCAGAACCUCUGCACUGGGGUCCAGAAUCUGAUGGAGGCCCAAAAUAUAAUUUACAACCAUCAGCCUCCUUUGCCGCGAUGUGAGGAUCAGGCUAAAUGGUCAAGCUCGUCAUUCUCACCUUUUGUAUCCAAAUAUGUCUCGUCAGUGCCUAUGCAGAGCUACGUUAACACACUCUGUGAAAAGAUGAACCGUUUGAUCCGGGCUCCCAUGGCAUCUGUACAACCCGUGGCUGUUGUGUCACCACCUGCUGUUGCCCCAGUGCCCGCCCCCUUGCCACCUGCUCCGCCCCCUUCUGCCAUGCCGGCUCCUGCCCAACCCAUGCUGCCCUCACCUCCUGUUCAUCCUCACACUAAAACAUCAUCUCCAGUGCCUAAGUCUCAGGCUUUGUCAAGCAAGCCGCAAGCUACCCUUAAACCGCCUCCUUCAGGCAAGCAUCGCCUCGGCACUGUCAAAGAGGUCCACCUGUUUUCAGCAGAAAAAUCAGCUGACCCCAAGAGUACAGAUGUUGUGGAAAAUCCAAUGUGCUCCCCAUCAGCUGGAAGUGCCAGUCAACCUCCAGUUGCUUCAGUCCCAGAGAUUCCCCCAGAGCCUACUCAUGCAGGAACCUCAAGCACUGUGGGAGGCAGCGUUAUUGGGCAAAUCAAGCCUGAUGUUUUGUGCACACUGAUGGAGAUCAUGCAGAAAAAUGCAGUGAAGUUUUACAUUCAAAGAGGAGAUGAGGAAAGCGAACUCUGCACUGAGAUCAAGGAAUAUUUACGCAGCCUUGGCAAUAUUGAUUGCAACCCUCAGAAUUACCUGGAGAGUAAAAGUCAGCAGAAGUUCAUGAUUAUUAUUCAAAAUGAGGAUAUAGCCGCUCAUGUACAUAAGAUUCCAGCACUGGUGUCUCUGAAGAAAUUGCCCACAGUUUACUUUGCUGGAGUGGACAGCCUGGAUGAUGUGAAAAACCGCACAUACAAUGAGCUUUUCGUGUCUGGAGGACUCAUUGUGUCGGAUGAGCUCAUUCUCAACCCUGACAAUAUAACACUAGAGAAGCUACAGGCAUUUCUCAAGUUCCUGGAGGAACAGGGCUCACCUUGGAAGUGGAAGGUGCACUGUAAGACUCAGAAGAAGCUUAAAGAGCUCAGCAGGUUAAACACUGAGGCCCUGGAUCUGUUGAACCUGCUGACGACCUACCAGAAGAAACACCUGGUGGAGUUUCUGCCUUAUCACGAGUGUGACACUCCAUCUAGGCAGGCUCCUGAUUUGGACUGUCUGGUCAAGCUGCAAGCUCAGCACACACAGCUUCGACACCUGAUUUUCCUCACAGAAAAGCACGAUGAAACAUUCUCCCAGUUCUCUGGUAGUGGAGUCAUCGUUGCAGGUAUGAAUGACAUCAUGAACAACUUCCAGAGCUUGAUCAGUGUCCCGGAAGAAGUAGCAGUUGCUGCCCUACCUGAACCAGUGGAGCCUGAUGCGGUUCGAGAUGAGGAUGACAUGUCUAUAGACUCUGAAGAUGACAUGCCCAUUAUCACAGAGACGUCCAUUCAGACUGAAAAUGACCUUCAGGAACUGCAGACACCUCAGCCCCCUCCACCCCAGACCGAUGGAUUUCGUCCUCCCCUCCCUGACCAACCCUGUGUGGACCCCAUUAGCGAUCCACUUGUACCACCUAACCCCUCCGCCUACCCUAUCCAGGGCUCUUACUCAACUGAUUAUGCAGCUCUGAAGUCUGCCAUUGCUCAAUAUAAAGCUGCCAGUCAGGAGAGCACAUCUAGGCCUGAUGUAGAGGACACCCUGACCAGUUUCGGUGUGAACCCCCACCAGAGCUAUCUGUGUUCCAACUCGGCACAGUGGAGCCCUUACUCUGGUUCUCCCGCAUACCAUAUGUCCUCUGCAUAUUUGUCUCCAGUUAGCGUGGCCUCCAGGGGAUCAGAGUACAGCCAAACUGUUGCUCCUCCUGGGACCCAAACUCCAACAAACACCUCCACCAUACAUGUUGCUCAACCACUCACUGUUCCCCUUUCCCUCCCUCAGCCCCCAGUUAGCUCAGUAGAGGUGCCUUCUAUUCUAGAAUCAGCAACCUCUCUUCAGCCGCCUGGACAGUCCCUACCCAUUCCUGACAGCGUGGGAGUGCCUGGGGUGGCAGCGGCAAGCACUCCUAAUCAGUUAGGACUUGCUGGCUCUCAAACUGCUAAGAUAGGUGUAGAGUCUGCUUCCUCAUCCACUGCUUCUUCCUCGUCUUCUCUUCACACCACUUUUCCUUCAUAUCCAGAUACUGCUCUUUUUCCAGCCCUCACUCCAAUUCCCCCUAUUCCACCACUUUUCGGCUGGGGUCCUACACCAGGAGCACAGCAGGGUUACGCAGCUGGACAGAGUGGGGCAGGAUUCGGUGCUCUGCCUUCCACCCAAACGGAGGCCGCAAGGCCUGCUGAUGGAUCAUGGGUGGGAGCCACUGAGAGCGAAACCGCUCAUGGACAAGAGGAAGAAGGUGCCCCUACUUCAGCGACUUCUAAAGUGGUCCAGCAGGAGGCUGGUGGAGAGAAAGGAGGUGCACUGGGUAGUUCAACCUCAUGUGGCCAAGGCAGCAGAACUCCAGUGAACUCGUCCUCUGAAAGUCAGGGCGGCAGUCAACCACCUCCCACCAGGGGCGGCACUGCCAGCAGAGGACUCUUACCCAUCCCUGGAGCCGCAAUGAGAGCCUUGUGCAGAGGCGGACACAACAAUAGCAUGUACAAUCCCAGAGGGGGACAUCCUGAUAUGAUGCGUGGUGGUUUCAGGGGUCGAGGAGUACCGCCACAUCCCAUGAGAUCUAGACCGGGUCGGGGUCACAUGAGAGGGGGCCCAUCCUGUAACUGGGGUUAUCCCCCUGGGAGGGGAGGGGGUGGUCGGUCAGACUACUAUUCGGACUACACCUAUAACUAAAUGCCAUAGGGAUGCCCUAUAGACUACUGGCAUUAGGAAUGUACAUAUUUAACAUUAAGAGCACAUCAAAUUAAAAUAUCAUCGGAAAUAAAAACAAAAAAAUUUGAAAUCUGGUUUUGUAUGACUGAGAUUGGUGACUCAGACAUUGGCCAGAUUUUCACUGUUUUCAGUAAUGCUCUUCCUAAACAAGAUGUUUGAAAAACCUUGUUCAUACCACUAUAUUUAUAUUGCCAAGAAAUGUUAUUGCCUUUCGAUGUUUCAUUUUUGUCAAUACUUUUCGUUCAGAUUUUCAACAAGAAAAUGGUUUGUGAACAAGGAGCAAAAUGCAGACAAUAUUUUUUUAAAGAGAAAAAGUGAGUCAUUCUUCAUUUUAGCAUUUUGUUUUUUUAUUUUUAAAUUUUUUUUUUUCAUUCUUGGUUGUACAGAUGUUCUAUUAAAACAAGGUUGUAUCAAACAUUGUGAUAUUGUGUUCAGUAUUAACUCACAGUUGAGAAUGUGUGAACUCUUUGUAUAUGUACAGUUAUUUAUGAUGCUAUAUAAAAAUGGUUACAGGUUUUCUUUUCCAAUGAGGUUAAUCAAUGCCAAAGUUGUUUAUAUGUGUGCAUUGACAACAUUGGAACUAAUGGUUUUACAGCCGGCCAGCAGAGGGCAUCAUUUCCUAAUUGAUUCUGCUGCCCUGAUGCUGAUGCAGUUUUCUAAAGGGGAUUAUGUUUCUUGUCAAAAAAAGAACAAAUUAAUGUGUUUAAAUAUAUAAUGAAGAUUAUGCAUCUUGAUUUCAAAACUGACUCUGAACCCUUUGUACAUGACACAUGAAUAUGGUUAGCUGAAGUUUUGUAGAAAAUACCUCAGGGCAUUUCACAAAUGUUACUAUUUACCAGAUAAAUGGCUAUGUCUCUGAAAA